This is a messenger RNA of Python bivittatus (Burmese python), 3976 nucleotides long. RefSeq names its product protein O-glucosyltransferase 3 (gene POGLUT3). Gene Ontology annotation, molecular function: glucosyltransferase activity. The record is from RefSeq and is a predicted model, not a curated record. Gene Ontology annotation, cellular component: endomembrane system. Lineage: Eukaryota; Metazoa; Chordata; Lepidosauria; Squamata; Pythonidae.
CUAAGGCGGGACUAGAUGUCUCAGUCUCCUGGUUUCUAGGCCAACACCUUAACCACUACACCAAACUGGCUUUUGGAUCCAGUUUGGAUCCAAGAUAAUUGAAUCCAGAUACCCAAAAAUUGGAUCCAGAUAAUUGAAAACCUGAUUUGCCUCAGUUCCCCCUCUCUUUUCUAUUGGAAAGGUUAUAGAGACUUCCAAAUCCAUGUGAGGUAGUUUCUGCUUUUGUCUGCUGUUUCCUCAAGAAGAUAUGACUAGACUACUUCAUCCAUGGCCCCUAGAAUUUCUGUACAGGGGCUGUGGGAUGCAGCUAAACUUAACAGCCAAUUUAUGUAUUAACUCUAGUAAGACUUUUGUGUGCUGGAGAUCCUAUGUGAGCAAUUUAUGCAGGUGAACAAUGUGGCCCAUAUACCACAGUCCCACGUUUAAGGGUAUCCCUGGUGAAAUGGGUGGGGCAACCUUAAAAAAUACAUGAAUUUCAUGGGUUUUUCGAACAAUUUUGGACCAUAAGGCUGAUUUGGUUGGUGGCAUUUUCCAAACCAGCUCUCCAUUGCUUCUUAGACAGGUUAUUUCAGAAUAAGUGGCUGGAACCACAAGUCCAAGGUAGGAAAAAGGGUCACUCUAGUAUGAGCACUAUAGAAGCCCCUUCUAUGCUUUUAUAAAAUUUUGGUUGUAGCCUAUAAAAUAGGGGAGGAGGCAGCAGCCCUAUAUUGGAUGUCUGACACUAAUAUUUCUUACACAUUUAGUUAUAAAUAGUUUAGCAGUUUGUCCCCAGAAAUGUCAUGUUCUCCUGUCUUGUGUCCUAGACCAGGGUUCCUCAACCUUGGCAACUUGAAGAUGUGUGGACUUCAACUCCCAGAAUUCCCCAGACAGCAUGUUGGAGUCCAGACAUCUUCAAGUCGCCAAGGUUGAGGAACUCUGUCCUUGACUAUCUGUGUUUUAUGCCAGUCUUCCUUAGUCCUUGUGUCUUCAAACAUGUUGGGACUACAACUCCCAGAAUUCCUUGCUAACACAUUGCAGUGCAAGCACAUUUACAUGUAACCAGGGAAAACGUUUUUAUUUGAAAUAAGCUAUUAAUAUUGACUACCAAUAUUUUUAAAUAAAUGGAGUAUAUUUAUGACAAUGACAAAGUGGUCGUCUUGUUUGUGUUCUACUUUCAUUCUGAAUGCUUAAUAAAUGUUUGAUUUUCAGGGUACACACACAUGAAUGGCAUGUUUACAGUUGUGAUGUCAAAAGUGGAUUCAAGCAUCCAGAGUUAAUUAUUUUGUCAUAAGUUGUCCUCUUAAUUUUAUGCAAUAUUUUGAAAGAACAUAAAUGAAAAAGGUUAUACAUAAGAAAGAAAAGUAUAAGAUAUUGUAUGUAGGAAAACAGAAACAUGCAGAUAAUUAUACUUAUAGAACUUUAAAUGGAACAUAACUUGGUUAACAUAGUACAGAACACCACCAAAUCUCUAAGCAGUAAACGAUACGUUAGAUCAAUACUGAAAGUUAUAAACCAAAUUAAAGUAUAAUUUAUAAAUAAACCAAAAUUUGGAUGUGGCACAAAACCAUAUAUAACAUCAUAAUACAAGAAUGGUUUCCAGAAACUUACACUCAGCAUCAGAUUUACUUUUUAUGUAGAAAAUUAUUCCUGUCAUCGAAGCAUGCUCCCACAAUUUAGCCAUUCUUCCAAAGAAGAAAUUGUAGAAAGCAUAUAAAAUUGUUGCAGCUGUUAACAUAUACAAGAUAAUUCAGUGCAUUUUGGAAAUAUAUGGUUUAGAGAAAUUGAAUGAAAAUAUCUCAGUUUGUAAUGCAAUUACAACCUUCAAAAUCUGUCCCGUUUUACUGUGAAUUAUUCUUCAGUAUCAUUGGGCUUUACAAUGUUGCUGCCACAUAUGAAAAAAAGAAUCCAGUCUGCUCAUGACAUUUCCAGAAAAUUUAUUUUAGCAAUCAAGACUGGAAUAAUAUACCAAUGGUAGAACAUCUAACAUCAGUUCUAAGUAUGAUGAUCAAAGUAAAUUUAAUAUUUGUCGUCCAUUGAAAUUCCCACUGUUGCAUCUUUAUAACUCUGUUCAAGUUCUGCAUCCAUUUUAUCAUUGUCUUUUAACUGGUUCAGAUUCUGAAUCAUAACUUCAGUACAAUUUACAGACUGCACCUUAACUGAUGUUCAGUAUUAAAUAUUAUAAGGUUUUCAAAUUCAGUCAAGUCCUGUGAAGUUCCCCCUUGUUUCUAUAGUUCUUUUGUUGCAGCACGACUUACUUGAAGAUAUUGGAACCAAUCGAAUGUUUGGUAAGAGAUGCAAAAAUGUUUAUCUUUGUCCUAUUGCGAAUACAAUCUUACAGUCUAAACAACUAUUGUAUUGUUAUCUUUCUACUAAGCAGGUUUCAUAAUUUAUUUAUUUUCAUGAAAACAAAAUGUCUCAUGUGAGUAUAGGAAGUGGAUUUAUAGUCUUGAAGGCACAUGGCGAAGCAAAUUCAUUGAAAGAUCUUGGUUUUGUCAGUGCUUUGAUGAGAGAUCUGCAGAGCUCAGCCUCUUCCUCAUGGGCGGCGGACGCUGCCGCAGAGCCUCAGGCCACGGUCAGCCCGGGAAAGAGCCUGGUUUGGGGUCCCGGCCUCGUGGCCGAGCUCACCCUGCCCGUCCGUUAUUUCUACAUCCAGGCAGCCAGCACCGACGGACGCAACUUCAUCCGUUCCCCGCCAGAUACUGCCACGCAGUUUAAAGUGACAAUCAAACUAAUCUCCCCAACAGAAACAAUCCACCAUGUUCCGCAGCUUCUAGACAGGAACGAUGGGUCUUUUCGAAUGCAAUAUUGGCUUUAUGGAAGUGUUGAGGAAGGGUUAAAAGUGGAAAUCCUUUAUUGUGAUGUACACAUAGCUCAGUCUCCUUAUAUUUUGAAGGGUCCAGUUUAUCAUGAAUAUUGUGAAAGUCCAGAAGAAGAUCCUCAGAUUUGGGAAAAUAUUUUAUCAUGCCCAUCAGAAGAAUCUCAAAUUACUAAGGACUUUGGCAUUGAUCUUUAGCACAUGUUUGAUGAAGUCCCAUGGAGAUUUGGCCAAAAUACAGGAGCCAUAGUUCAUUACACCCUUAAUAAUUGCAUUUAUCGUUGGUCCAUGGGGAAGUACACAGACUUCAAAAUGUUUUCAGAUGAAAUGCUUUUGUCACUGGCAAGGAAGGUUCAUCUCCCUGAUGUGGAAUUCUAUCUUAAUGUUGUGGAUUGGCCUGCUGAACAUCGGAAGGCGAAUGACACACCCAGUCCUCUACCUGUCCUUUCAUGGUGUGGAUCCAUAGACACAACAGAUAUAGUCCUUCCAACUUACGAUGUCACACAUUCAACCCUUGAACUGCGUGGUGUCACAAAUGACUUGUCUGUUCAGGGAAACAGAGGACCUGUCUGGGACAACAAAGCAGAACGUGGAUUUUUUAGGGAUUGGGACAGCUGAGAAGAACAUCUUCAGCUGGUGCAUCUCUCCAAGGAAAAUCCAGAACUAAUAGAUGCUGGAAUAACAAGUUAUUUCUUCUUCAAAGAAAAGGAGAAGGAUCUGGGGAAGACUCCACUGAUGGGAUUCUUUGACUUUUUUAAGUAUAAAUACCAAGUGGGUUUAGAUGGCACGGUUGCAGCCUACCAGUUCCCAUACCUUUUACUGGGUGACAGUGUUAUAUUUAAGCAGGAUUCUCAAUACUACGAGCACUUCUAUAAGGAGCUGGCACCAUGGAGCCAUUAUAUACCAAUUAAAAGAAACUUAGGAGAAUUGAUAGAAAAACUAAGAUGGGCCAAGGAAAAUGAUGAAGAGGUCAAAAAAAUUGCUAAGGAAGGGCAGAAAGCUGCACGAGAACUACUCCAGCCUCACCGGUUUUAUUGCUACUAUUUCAAGGUGUUCCAGAAAUAUGCUCAGCACCAAGCCAGUAAACCUGAAAUACGGGAUGGAAUGGAAUUUAUACCUCAGCUUGAUGACAGGACUGUCUGCAACUACCACAGGAAAACGCCUUCUAGGGAAGAACUUUAA